Molecule: messenger RNA, 918 nt
Organism: Alternaria conjuncta
Lineage: Eukaryota; Fungi; Ascomycota; Dothideomycetes; Pleosporales; Pleosporaceae
Exons: 2
Coding region: 1-918 (305 amino acids)
Source: RefSeq, a predicted model, not a curated record
AUGAUGCUGAUUACGAAAAUUGAACUGGACAAUCAGAAGAUCGUCGCCUACAAGGGUGUUAACUUUAGCAACAACCCGUUCCCGAAGCUCACUGACAAUGUGUUCCCUGAUACAGCCACCAAACACGCGGUGCUGUGCUGCAAUGCGCGUUUCUUACCCCUAGCAUAUAUACAUCUAUUGCUCAAAAAGCUCAUCAAGACCAAACAUGUUGACAUCCACGAAGUCAUGGUAAAGAUCAAGACAGCAUCACGGACCGUUCUUGUCCUCGCAGAUGACGGUACAGAGAGCGAGAAUUGGCCUGAGCACAAUAUUUCACUGUUACGAAUUACCGCCAUUGGGAGUCGAAAGCAAUGGUACAUCAACCUAUCCGGUGCUGAGCUCGGGCUCACGCAAGCAUUCUUUACCGCUGCCGACUUCGAAUCCAAGCACAUGCAGAGGCUUUGUGCAGUCUUCGAGUUCGGUAAAUGUAGAGAAUACAUCUGGACUUGCUCAACUAUGCCAGGCUGGUUUGCGCACACAGAGCGCAUUGGCUUUCAGGCCUCAUCACGGAUGGAAACAGCACUACUGACCUUCUUGCAGCAGCCUGGAAAUGACUUGAGAAAUCUUCGCAAGAGGAGCUUCGCAGACUCGACGAGCUGGACACAACCGUUGGUUGAGGCUUUGUCUCAGGCUGUUCAUGGGUACAUCUCCAACUACAACGUCGGUGGACUCAUGUCUCAGAUCAUCCAUGAGCCAUUGAGUCUGACGCAAGAAAUGACGAGGAGGCAUUUUCAUCACGCUAGCAUUCUUGGCGAUGCUAUGACGGACGAGGAGAAAGCGAACCGCCCUAGCGUAGCUUUGGAUCUGGCGAGGUUCGAGCAACAACACAAGGGCCCUGGCGUGGAUAUGGUGAUAGGGAGUUUAAGUCUCUUUAGUUAG